AUGUUUGAUCAGUUGCUAAGGGACGCGGUGAGCACCGGUUUGAUUCCGGGUGCUAUUUUGUACGCGCAAAGCGCAGAUGGCGCCCUGGACUGGUCACAAGCCAUUAGCGGGUCUAGUGCGCAAUACGUCAAGGAAGCGAAACUGGAGAUUGCAUCGCUUACAAAGUUGAUCACUAUUAUCGCGACGCUUCAGCUAGUGGAAAAGGAGGUUCUGAAGCUUGACCAAAAUGUCGAGGAUCUCAUCCCAACCUUUGCACGAAUAGAGGUUCUUGAUGGUUUUGAUGCCAAUGGAUCGCCACUCCUGCACAAGCGCAGAAACUCCAUAACGGUGAAUAAGCUUCUUACACACACAUCUGGGGCCGCCUAUCCCGUCGUGGACGCCCGGCUCAAUGACUACAAGCGAUGCAAAGGUCAAGAUACGAGCGGCUCGGGUACCGUGGACGACAGCUUCGGUUUACCGCUUUCAUUCGAGCCCGGCGAGGGCUGGUCAUACGGGCCGGGCAUCGAUCGCAUGGGACAAGUCAUUGAGAAAGUCACUGGGUUGACUUUGGAACAGUACUUCCAGCAACACAUAUUUUCGCCGCUCGGGAUGGCCACUGCGAGUUUCUGGGCCCGGCCUGAUGUGCCCAUGGCUGCAUAUUCUCCAGUGGAUGGGCAGCUCUCACAUGACCAUGGGAGGCCCACGUUUACUACAGGUCUCACGGAGUGUCAUGGUGGUCAGGGCUUGGUCAUGAGUAUCCCUGACUUUGCAAAAGUCCUGCGCUCACUUUUGAUGGAUGAUGGAGUCUUGCUCAAGCCCGAGACUGCUGCCCUGAUGUUUGAGCCGCACUUGUCGUUGGGCCCCAGAACAAUGCUGUUGGACAAGAUCCAAGCCGCAGAAUGGACAGUCGGUGACAUUCCUUCCACCGGAGAGUAUAGUUGGAGUCUAGGGGGCUUAUUGAUUGAUGGCGACUCACAUGCAUUCCGGCGACGAAAUACGCUCACCUGGAGCGGCGCAGUAAAUCUAUUUUGGUUCAUCGAUCGAGCGGCAGGAGUCUAUGGUGUAUUGGGGCUGCAGAUAAUGCCGCCGUCCGACCCAAAGGUUCAGUAUCUCAUCAAAGCGUUCGAGGAAGAAGUGUACCGUAAGGCUGGCAGACUAGUGAAGUUUUAA
This is a messenger RNA of Pestalotiopsis fici W106-1, 1149 nucleotides long. RefSeq lists its product as uncharacterized. The coding region runs from base 1 to 1149 and encodes 382 amino acids. The record is from RefSeq and is a predicted model, not a curated record. The transcript is spliced from 3 exons. NCBI's taxonomy places the organism in Eukaryota, Fungi, Ascomycota, Sordariomycetes, Amphisphaeriales, Sporocadaceae.